GCAUCAUUAAAGCAGUUAACUGCUCUAAUUCUUUUUCUCUCUUUUUCUUUUUAAAUAUCUUUAAAGCACAACCUCAGCGUUUGCCUCAGCCAAAUGCUUUGCCACUUGACAAGUAUAAGGAAGGAACCAGCAAAAAGCAAAAUGGUCCCAGAAGUCUGACUAGUGGAAGCGGAUUUUGCAGCGGAGUUAAAGUUGAUGCGCCAGAUAACAGAACAUUUUCUGCACCUGUUUCCCAAAAAAUACACAGAAAAAUUCAGUCCAGCCUGUCGGUCAACACUGAAAGCAGUAAGAAAAGCUCUGCUUAUUCUCAUAAACCGGGUUCUUUACCUGAAGAUUGCUGUGUACACUGUAUUUUGGCCUGCUUGUUCUGUGAAUUCGUCACCCUCUGUGGCCUCAUCCUGGAGCAAACAUCAUGUGGAGUCUGCACAGGAGUGGCCUGCUGCUGUGGGGAAGAAAUGGGAGAUGACUGCAACUGCCCAUGUGACAUGGACUGUGGCAUUAUGGAUGCCUGUUGUGAAUCAGCAGACUGUUUGGAAAUCUGUAUGGAAUGUUGUGGGAUUUGUUUCCCAUCAUAAGUUUCUAUUUAUCCUUUGUCUUUUUGUUGAUGUUUUUCAUGUCAGGGCUCUUAUGUGCAUCUCUAUUUCUAAUAAAUUCUUUCAAAAGGCACUAUUAAAUGUUCUCACAGCAACCUACUUCUUCACACUGGUAAUGUCAUUGGAAAGAAUUUUUGAAUAGUAGGUCAUAAGAAUAAAUGCAGGACAAAUCAUUCACACAAAUGAAACAACAAUCUGAUGAUUGUAUCUGGAAAAAGACAGGAAGGCUAAAUCCAUUAAAUUUUUUUGUUAUUUGAUCUUCGUUUUCAGAGCUGGACAAUCAAACCAUAAUGUUGAAAAAAAUUAUUUUAGUGACUCUUGAUUAGAUAAAUUUGUAACAACCUGUUUUCAAACAAAUGCAUUUUGCUUGAUUUAUUAAAUAUACUUUAUAUUAACUGGAAUGUGAACUGCUUUAUCUGAUCUAGUAAUAUAUAUUAUUAAAGUCUGAAGAGUAACCUUGUUCAUGUUUUAUAGUACACUUUUGUUCACAUCUAUUCUAAGUAAUGAUUGCAGUCUUAAAAGUAGUAUUUACUUCUAUAAUUUUUGUAUACCAUAUGUAAUAUUAUAAAGAAUUAGGGUUGGUUCUUCCUUCCUCUUUGAAAGAAUAAGGCUAACUGUACAAGAAUGCUUUCCUAUGCAAAGAAUAAAAAAGAUUUAAGUAGAAUUUUAAAAACCUUAAAAUACUAUAUGAAAUCAUUAUGCAAGACAUUUUAAAACACUGUAUAGAUUUAAUAUAGUAUUUGAAGUUCUUUAAAGGAGAAGGAAUAUAUUUAGGAAAAGAUAAUGCAUAUCUUGAUUUAAAUAUUCCUAAAUUGUUCUCAUACAGUAAUUAAAAUCUAGUCUAAUGUUUUUAACCAGUAACAGAAUUUUCCAUAUCUUGGAAUAUUGUAGUGUACAUUAUGUCUUCUUGGAAUUUUUAUUGAACUUAAUAGCUUAAAUAUACUGUUUAGAUCCUUUUAGCUAUUUUCAUUUGUGUCAGUAUUUUCUGAUCUCAAUCAUUAUCAACUAUUCAUUUUCAU
Molecule: messenger RNA, 1612 nt
Organism: Python bivittatus (Burmese python)
Lineage: Eukaryota; Metazoa; Chordata; Lepidosauria; Squamata; Pythonidae
Source: RefSeq, a predicted model, not a curated record